Corticium candelabrum is the source of this 1139-nucleotide messenger RNA. RefSeq names its product succinate--CoA ligase [ADP/GDP-forming] subunit alpha, mitochondrial-like. NCBI's taxonomy places the organism in Eukaryota, Metazoa, Porifera, Homoscleromorpha, Homosclerophorida, Plakinidae. Gene Ontology annotation, molecular function: succinate-CoA ligase (GDP-forming) activity; succinate-CoA ligase (ADP-forming) activity. The transcript is spliced from 11 exons. Gene Ontology annotation, biological process: tricarboxylic acid cycle. Gene Ontology annotation, cellular component: succinate-CoA ligase complex (ADP-forming); mitochondrion. Bases 51 to 1013 code for a protein of 320 amino acids. The record is from RefSeq and is a predicted model, not a curated record.
AAUUCCCGGAUAAGGAUAACGCGGGGGCGUGACAUCUGGUUGGAUAAGCGAUGUGGUCUCGUUUAGCUCCUUUUGUUAGACGAAACAAUUGGUGUCGUCGCCUUGUCAGUUACGAGGCGACGAGAAGCAAUUUGAUGGUCAACAAAGAUACCAAAGUUAUCUGUCAGGGAUUUACAGGCAAGCAGGGUACUGUGCACAGUGAACAGGCUAUCGGGUAUGGGACCAACAUGGUGGGCGGUGUGUCGCCAAAGAAGGCUGGAACCACUCAUCUGGGGUUGCCCGUAUUCAGCAGUGUUAGAGAAGCUAAGGAUGCUACGGGAGCCGAUGCAUCUGUUGUAUACGUUCCUCCACCCGUUGCUGCUGCGGCCAUUCUAGAGGCAAUAGAAGCCGAGAUAGGAUUAAUUGUUUGCAUCACCGAGGGAAUACCACAACUCGACAUGGUCAAGGUCAAGCAUGCACUCGAAAGACAAGACAAGACGAGACUUGUAGGUCCCAACUGUCCGGGAGUAAUCAGAGCCGGACAAUGUAAGCUCGGCAUAAUGCCAGGGCACAUUCACACCCCCGGAAAAAUCGGAAUUGUGUCUCGCUCAGGCACUCUUACGUACGAAGCUGUAGCACAGACGACGCACGCCGGUCUCGGUCAGACUCUGUGCAUCGGAAUCGGAGGUGAUCCAUUUAAUGGGACAAAUUUUAUUGAUUGUCUGGAGGUGUUUAUUCGUGAUCCGCACACUGAGGGUAUUGUGUUGAUCGGUGAGAUCGGAGGCGGGGCUGAGGAGAGAGCGGCCGAGUAUCUGAGUGAACACAACAUGGGACCGAAUGCUAAGCCGGUUGUUGCGUUUAUAGCUGGCUUGACGGCCCCGCCUGGACGGAGGAUGGGGCAUGCUGGUGCUAUUAUAUCUGGUGGAAAAGGAGGAGCAGACUCGAAGAUUGCUGCUCUUGAAACUGCAGGCGUGAUUGUCUCAAAAUCUCCUGCAAAAAUCGGGUUGACUCUCAAAGAGGCCAUGGAGCGGUGAAAAGACAACCUCAAUAAUAGACUCAAUAGCAACUGUCAUGUGUCCUUAUCCUAUAUCAUAAAACGAACCACUUGGACAUUUGUAGUUCAUAAUCUGAGCAAUACAAACAGACACAUCCAUCCUCCA